AUGAAAUUAUUCUUAAUAUUCAUAAUAUCUGCGUAUUGUAAAUUGGCCUCUAAUGAGACUAAUGGCAACAAUACAGAUCAUGAGGAGAAGAAAUAAUUAAUGGAUGAUUGGGAAGGGUAGAUGGCUGACUUCAUUCCAGAUGACAUGUUAUCAUUUGAGUUAUAAAAGGGAGAAGUGGAAAUCUUGGAAUAAUACAUUAAACACCCAACUAAUAUCAGAGGAGCAUUCUUUUUAUCAAUUAUGAACAAGGACAAAAUUGAUUUCAGUAUCAAAGAUCCAAGAGGAAAGAUUAUUGACAAUAAGUAAUAGAAGAAAGAAGCCGUUUUUUCUGUAAAUAUCACCAAUCCUGGAAACUACAAAUUUGUGUUCAGCAAUGCAAAUGGGAAAAGCAAUCAUGUAGUUACUUUUGCAAUUGAUGUUCGAAAUGCUACAUAUGAGCAUAUAAAAGAAGCAGACCUAGAUCCAGUUUAGAAAAAGCUCUCUAGUUUAUAUACUGGACUAAAUGAUCUAAUGUUUGACACUAAAUUCUCAUAAUAAAAAAGGGAGGGAGGAUAUCAAUUUCUGAGGGAUAACAAUAACAAGUAUUUCAUUUACACUAUUGUUGAAACUUUAAUUAUAGUGUUUGUUAGUAUAUGGCAGGUAUUUUAUAUAAAAAGAAUUAUUGGAGUGCAACGUAAAUUUGUUUGA
Messenger RNA from Paramecium tetraurelia, 687 nucleotides. RefSeq lists its product as uncharacterized. Gene Ontology annotation, biological process: Golgi organization; endoplasmic reticulum to Golgi vesicle-mediated transport; intracellular protein transport. NCBI's taxonomy places the organism in Eukaryota, Ciliophora, Oligohymenophorea, Peniculida, Parameciidae. Gene Ontology annotation, cellular component: Golgi apparatus; endoplasmic reticulum-Golgi intermediate compartment; endoplasmic reticulum. The record is from RefSeq and is a predicted model, not a curated record. The transcript is spliced from 3 exons.